Messenger RNA from Pyrenophora tritici-repentis Pt-1C-BFP, 429 nucleotides. The record is from RefSeq and is a predicted model, not a curated record. Lineage: Eukaryota; Fungi; Ascomycota; Dothideomycetes; Pleosporales; Pleosporaceae.
AUGGCUGAGCAACCGCGCAGUGCGAUGAAAAUGACGACCGACCACCGGUUUUGGGGUCUUAAUGCGACUAAGCGGGGUCAGCUGCUGGACCUCUACAAGAUGGGAAGGGCACUCAUGGACCAACACGGGAAGCUCAAGCUGGAUAUCUACGAGGGCAAGAAAAAGCUUUUUGCGGAGAAUUACAGUCGAGGCGGCCCCUUUCACACCAGAAUCUACCGGAACCAGGAUGCACAUUUAUUUGACCUGCAGCGCGAUGGCUGGACCGAUGAUGAUAGUGACCGGGGAUGGAGUCGUGAUAGCGAUGAUGAAGACAGCGAUUACAUCCGACAGGUCGACCCCAUGUUCACUAAACGAGGCCGAGACCAUGUCAUAAAGAACGACACGGAGCUGUUUUGUCUGAUGAAAGCAUUGGAAGACAACGAUAGGUAA